GCUGUGCUCGGUGCGGUCCUUGAUCACCUUCGUCAAGUACAAAUAUGUAGUACUUGCGUGAAACGUUUUUCUGUUGCUCAUAUAUUGAGAACAUCACAUGAAAGUGAAAUUCAGACUAAGACCCAUUUUGGAUUUCAGUCUGUCCGUACUGAAGAAAAGGAACAGAAAGUCUAUGAAGUCUUCGAGAAUGUUGCCAAAAAGUACGAUCUUAUGAAUGAUGCUAUGAGCAUUGGUGUCCACCGCCUAUGGAAGGAUCACUUUAUGCAAAGGCUUUCACCAACUCCUGGCACCAAACUUCUAGAUGCUGCUGGUGGGACAGGUGACAUUGCCUUCAGGUUUCUUCAGUUUAUAGAAAGUCAGUCAACCUCAUCAUCAGACAGUCAGCACAUAAACAGUCUCUUCACAAUUCAGAGAGAAACAGGAACUCCAGUUAGCACAAGUUCCACUGAUGCAACAGAUGAAUCACCAUCUUCUUCGUCGGAUGAUGAAUCCAGUUCAACAGGAAAAAAUGAAUGGAGAAAGGCACUAGAUGAACAAGGAAGCCAUGUUACUGUGUGUGACAUCAACCAGCCAAUGCUUGAUGUAGGAAAACAGAAAGCCUUGAGAAAAGGUUAUAAAACAGGUAUAUCAUGGGUGCAAGGUAAUGCAGAAAGUCUUCCUUUUCCUGAUGCAUCAUUUGAUGCAUACACCAUUGCCUUUGGAAUUCGAAACUGUACAAAUGUACAGAAGGUUCUUGAUGAGGCAUACAGAGUACUAAGACGAGGUGGCCGGUUUAUGUGUCUUGAGUUCAGUCAAGUCACCAAUCCUGUGCUUAGAAGUCUCUAUGACUCAUACUCAUUUCAAGUGAUUCCUGUAAUGGGCCAAGUGAUUGCCAAUGACUGGAAAUCUUACCAAUAUCUUGUUGAAAGCAUUCGGCAGUUCCCUAACCAGGAAGGAUUUGCUGCAAUGAUUCGUAACAGUGGAUUUCGUAUGGUAACAUAUGAAAAUCUAACAUUUGGAGUGGCUGCUAUCCAUUCAGGUUUUAAACUUUAAAAUGCAUUUGACUGGUGCCAGGAUGAAACUACGAAAGAUAAUUUGUGUAUGAGUGUGAGAGACAAUAAUCGUGAAGGGAGACUGAAUGUUUAUUAACACUAUUGUUAAAUAAAACUCAUGUUAGUGGCUUAGAAAAUUUACUUGGUAUGUAAAAUCUCUGUCAACUGAUUCAAAAUGUUGCUCGUGAAUAUUUCCAAACAAGGGAGAUAUGACAGCAUGUUGGGAUAGACCAUGGAAGUUCUUUUACAUUGUUUUUAUUAUUUUAUUUUUUGCAUUAUGUAGAAGAGAUUCACUUAUUUGCCCUCAUGUCCACAGUUCAUUAGCAUCCAUCAAAGCCACAUUUUAUGAGGUUUUCUCACUUUUAAAGAGGGCGGUCUGGUGGUGCAACAGUUAAUGCCUGUCACCAGUACAGUGAGGGUUGACUGUCCUGGGUCCAGUUCUCGCCUCAGGCACACUGUUCUUUCUCUGCAUGCGGCAUCUGUUUACAGGGCUAGCUGCCUUGCCAAAUAUAGCCUUUGCUGCUGCUCAGCAUAAAACACUAAUUCCACCCCAACUCCCCUUUUAAAGUUCCUACCAAAGUACUUUAAUCACAAUAGUUCAUUUAUAGAGCACCUUAUCCCACCAACGAAGGUGGAAUCAAGGUAUACAUCUUACUAAUGCUCACUCAGUCUUUUUUUGUUCUCUCUUACACACACACGAUACCAAACAUGUCACAUUCAGAAAGAAUUAUGUCAGAGUGAGAUACCCACAACCCCUGAUUCUCACUGCUAUGGUGACACCACAUUCACCACCAACCACCCCUAUCAAAGAUGAAAGGGUUGCUGCUUUAAAAAGAAAAAAAAAAUUAAACUGUGCCAUCAAUAUAGUUAAUUUGUAAUUUUUUAGCCUAACUAUUGAUCUUACGUUUGUAUAAAUUGUUUUAUCAGUAGACUAGUUAGCAGAUACUUUAAAACAAAUGAAAUUUGUGAAUGCAACUUGUCUUGCUCAUGCUCCUACUAGCAUUGUCUGUAGAAAAGUUACCUCAGUGGACAUGGGCUAUUUACUGUAUAAUUCUGAGUGCCAUUGUGUUAUAGAUAAAACAAAGGUUGCGAUUAACAAAGUAUAGUCAUGAUCUAGUCUAUUGUGUUAAACAUAUGCUUCAUCCCAUUCAAGAAUGCCAAUUUUUGACCUCAAGAAUAUAUGUGUUUGAAUUAAAUCAAACUUUAUUUUGUGACUUUUAA
Messenger RNA from Pomacea canaliculata, 2252 nucleotides. Its product is annotated as 2-methoxy-6-polyprenyl-1,4-benzoquinol methylase, mitochondrial-like. Gene Ontology annotation, biological process: ubiquinone biosynthetic process. NCBI's taxonomy places the organism in Eukaryota, Metazoa, Mollusca, Gastropoda, Architaenioglossa, Ampullariidae. Gene Ontology annotation, molecular function: methyltransferase activity. The record is from RefSeq and is a predicted model, not a curated record.